Messenger RNA from Lymnaea stagnalis (great pond snail), 30426 nucleotides. The record is from the annotation of a GenBank genome assembly. NCBI's taxonomy places the organism in Eukaryota, Metazoa, Mollusca, Gastropoda, Lymnaeidae.
AUUGGUAAAUAGGAAGACCUAUUCAAGGUGCUUCCAAAAAUUCGUAAAAUUUUAUUUGGUUUAUUAUUACAGUCAAUAACGAUAAUCAUGAUAAAGGUUAUAGUCGGCCGAAGAAAUUGUCUUACUAUAUCAAGGGGCCUCGUUCGUAAUUUUCAUUUAGAAGAAGCUGCUCCAAAAAUUGGAACAACUCAAGAUGUUAAUUCACCAGAGUACCAGGUAACCUACUUUCAUGCUCGAACUUUUAACUUUAUUUUCUCGGUCUCAAAAUUGAAAGUAAUAUAAUAUGAAAGUCAACAUUUUUCAUGUCUACUGAAUUCAUGUCUAGGUUGUCUAACUACUGUCAGAUAAACAAUAAAAUGGAAGAUAGUAUAGGCACAGACAAAAAUAAUGAAAUGUUCCUGGUCAUCAUGCUCAUACUUAAGUCUUAUAGUCUUAUGUAUUGCAGAAUGUAGCAACUGUAUGUAGUAUGUAUCAGUAUCAGUAUCAGUCGUGACUGUCCGGAUCAAUAAGUCAAUGGCUGCUAAACUAAUAAUAAUUAAAUAGUAGUGAUAGUUAGGCCUAUAAUAUUAUUACUACAUGUAUUACAAGUAAAUUGUAGGAGGCUAUAACAAUUUUUUUUAAAUAUUAGGCCGCUAAAUUAGGCCUAGUAAUAGUAGACUGAGGCAAGCACAGAUUAGUUUUUAUCAUAAUAAUAAAAUAAUCAUGUCAAUUUCUAUUUUAAAAUGACAUUUUAAGAUUUAUUCAGAUAUCUCAAGUUCCAGUACACAGAAUAUUUAAAAAAAAUCUUAUUGAUUGUUAACACGAGCAAAUUCCGUGUCCAGGGAAGAUGGGAAAAAAAAAUGGCAAAAUUUAUUUUUUCCCACCGGUGAUGAACAUUAUUUCUGGUCCAAUUUAGAUUUAGAUCAGCGGUUCUCAACCUAUGGAUCGUGAUGCCUUUGGGGGUUGAAUGACCUUUUAACAGGGGUCUCGUAAGACCAUCGGAAAACAUAUAUACUCUACAGUUAUGAAGAAGAAGCGAAAAUAAUUUUAUGUUUGGGGGGUCGCCAUACUUUGAGGAACUGUAUUAAAGGGUUGCAGCAUUAGAAAGGUUGAGAACCACUGAUUUAGAUGAUCAACAGCAUUCUUUAGGAUCCAAUAUUAGGGUGCAUUUGCUAAAAAAAAAGUAUUUACAACAUAUAUGGCUUACCCAAAGGUCAAAGUGACACAGAAAGAGAAAGCAGCAUCACCUCAUUGCAUAAAUUGUAUGAGUGUCACCGUAAGACAAAUAUUUUACUUAAUUGAUGAUAAAAUUAAAUUAUUAUAAGAAAACUGAUGUUAAAGUUAAAAGGCAAAAAAUGAGAUCAAUUCAGAGACGAUUUUUUAUAUGGCCAAAAAAACACUAGCUCCUUUUUUUGACAUAUGCAGAUUUAAUAUCGAAGUACCUAUUAAUACUAAUUAUAUUUAGUUUACAAAUCUUUAGAUUAAGUAAGUCAAAUCUGAUCUCAUAUAGCAUAGGCCUAUGAACAGUGGCGUAGCUAGGGUUAGUGCUGCCUGGGGCAAAGAUUUUUGCUGCCCCCUCUCAGACAAAAUAACUUAGCAGUUGGCCAACAAUGUCAUGCCCUACUCUUCCUCUGCCAGUGUGAUGACCAGACUCUCAGAGACAGAAUAUGCCUCUUUUGUCUUUAACAGUUUAUUGUAGGAAACUGUCCUAAAAUAAAACAUGGCAUUUUAGUAUUAGUACUGACUGUCUGGAUCAGAAGAUAUACUUCUUUUCUGUGUUGUUUAAUCUGUGUAUUAUUGUUGCUCUUUUGAUUGUGAGGUCAAAGGGAAAACGUAAACAUUGGUCUCUAUACCUAUGCUUUCUAUUUAUUUUUGAAAAAGAUCCAUUGUCAGUACUACUACUACAACUAGGCUAUGAGUAUUAUUAAUAGAUUAGAUAUAUGUGUUUAUAAGUUUAAAGAUUAUGCCUAAUCUUAAUUACCGUACCCGAUUAUAAAUUGCACGGUUUUGUGUUUCAAAUAUUUUUUUCAGGAAAAGUACUCUCGAAUGCACGCUUUGGUUCAAGAACUCAGAGAAAAAGUGUCUCAUAUACUUUUGGGUAAUUUGGCUUUCACUGAUGGUAACAAAAUAAUUCAGUAAGAAUGAACCAUGUAAUUUAGAUUGAGCACAUUAGCCUUAAGAGUCACUUGAAACAUGGUUGUUAAUUUUCUCAUAUAGAUUAAAUGAUAAACUUAAGCAUAGGGUGUGCGACCUGUGCCCUCGCACAGGGGGGUCAUGGCUAUAGUGGUGCCUAGGGCGCCCAGUAAAUGUUUAAAUUCCCUUAGUUUAUUAUAGUGAAGUGUGAACCUCGAGUCCAGGGUCGAGAAACGGCAUUCUAACUUUUCGUACAAUCACGUUUCAUACAAUGAGUUUUCAUAUAAUGAAAGUUCUUCUUCUAUAUAUUAAGGGCCCACGAUCAAUUUAUUGAUCAUUCUGGCUCCUAUUUAUGUAUAGUGGAUUUGCAAUGUUUCUGUGCCUGGUGUUGAUGAGGAUAUUUCACUGGUUGCAAGGGCUACUUUGUGAGGGUAUCAUGCUCUGGGGUUUGGAAGGCCAGAGGCAAUAGACGCAAAUGUGCCAAGUGUUGUCACCUCAACUGUUCCUUUUGGAAGCUUGUUCCAGUCCCUGAUUGUCUUUGGCAGGAAUGAGCAGUUCCUAUACUGGCUUUUCGUUGGUAUGUGCCGGAACUGCCUGUCAUGGCCUCAUGGCUGUCUAUGGGGGAGAGGGAUGAGUUUCUGUUUAGUGCUGGAGCAGAGGACCAGCCCAUUAGUUAUCUUGUACAUCAUAGAGAGCCUGGAUAGUUGUCGUCGUUCCUCCAAUGGUGACCAGCUCAGUGUUUCCAGCAUGCUGCCAAGACUAGAGGUAUUUUUGUCGUGGUUCAGGACAAAGCGUGCUGCCCGUCGCUGGACUGCCUCCAACCUGACUAUGCUCUUCUGGGUAUAUGGGUCCCGGACUGAAGAUGCAUUAUCUAAAAGCGGCCGGACAAGGCUUUAUAAGCUCUUUAUUUUACGCUGGAGUUGCCGAUCGUUAGAUUUCGCCUUAAGAACCCCAGGGUCUUUUUUACCUGGUUGCCCACAUUGUUAAUAUGCUCUUUGCAUGGUAACACCCAGGUACCUUAGGAAGGAAACUGACUCAUGCAGUUCGUAAUGGUAGUGUAGAUGACUACAACUUCUAGAGACUGACAUUCUUAAUUUGGAUACUAGCGCUGGGUUUGGGACCCACCGAAAGUGCGUGGAAAUUAAUUUAUUAAUGACGUAUUUCCUUGUCCCUCUUACAAUUAUUUUAGCAAACAGGGACAUGGAAGGGGACGUCAAAUGGGUGCUUCGAACAGGGCGAAAGUUUACCUAAGGCUUAACUUUGGCGCCUCUUAUAAGUAUAAUCAUUAAUGGAAAAAAAUAGUUAUUCAGUUUACCUAUAUUGUUGUUUUUGAACAGUUCAUUGUUUGUUAAAAAAAUGACAUAGGUAAUAAACUCAUUACCAAAUGACUAGUUUUUUCCUUUAAUGAUUAUACUUAUAAGGGGCGCCAAAGUUAAGCUUGCACAAGGAGCCAGCAACCGUUGGGCCGGCCCUGACUUAAAUGUAGUUUCUUUAUAUUUAUAAAUUUUAUUCUUGGUCAAUUUUUGUGUGUGGACAGCAGGUUUGGUGAAAAUCCCUUUAAAAAAGUUUGAUAUAUUGAUUUCAAUUAAAUUUAUGGUAUUUAAUAGGUUUUUAAAAAUUGUAAUUGAUUUUUUUCUUCUUUUUUGAAAGGAUUUCUUUAGAUUUUUAAGUAUAUUAAUGUUUCUAUAGAUUAAACAUGAUAUGGUUAAGUGUAUUUAAAUAAUUUUUUUAGGAUUUAAAUUGCAUUUUAAAAUUUAUACCAUUUUAGAAAAAUUUCAAUCAGAUUUUUUUACAAAUUUUUUUUCAUAUUUUUUAUAAGGAUUUCAUUCGAAUUUUUAGUUAAGUUUUUAUAAAAAUUACACAUAGUUUAAUCAAUAUUAUAUUAAUAAAUUUGUCGGAUUUAAAUUUGAUUUUAACAUACAGGUUUAAAUUUAAGUAAAAUAAUGUUAGAAAACAAAAUCUUUAUGAAAUCCAUUUAAAAGGAUUUUCAUACUUUUCCCCAAAUUGAAAUAUCUCAUUAUUGUCUAAUAGCUUUCGAAAAGCUUUAAACAAAUUCUUAAAAAGUAAUACAAAUGAUAGCCAUAGUCGUAAUAUUAUAGUCUAUUUUAUCUCUAUAUAUAUAAGGAUUUCAAUUGAGUUUCACACUUUAAAACUAUCAAUAUUAAUGUCAUAAUAUUUUCAUUUGUCAUGUCAUUCGAUUCCACUAAAUCCUUCUGAUUGAUUAUUUUGAAGAGAAAAACUAAUUUUCCAGAUUUUGACCCUAAGUCAAUUUAUAAUUUCUAAAAAAUGAAAACUUCAAUUAAAUACAAUUGUGCAGUCAUAACUAUAUAUUAAGAAAUAAUAAACCAUGUGACUUACAAUACAUACAAAUAAACUUAAGUUACUUUUCAACUAGUGCAUUUUAAUAUUAUUAGAUCAGAUAAAUAAACAAAAUUAAAAUUCAUUGAAAUAUUUAAAAAAAAUUUAAAUUAAAUCAUGACCUUUACUGGUCCUAUUGAUAUCAUGAUUUAAAUAAAUUUAAAUGAAUGAUUUAAUAGGGUUUAUUUGAAUCAUCUGAACCCUGGUGGGCAGUACACUCAUAAUUGUAUUUUAUGUCUCUUGGUACAGGAGGAGGAGAAAAGGCCAGGGAGCGGCAUACCUCAAGGGGAAAAAUGCUACCACGCGAUAGAGUUAACACCUUAUUAGAUCCACAGUAGGUUGGCUUAUUGAGUUUUGUUUAUAGAAUAAAUACCUUGUUAGAUCCACAGAGGUUGGCUUAUAGGGUUUUAUUUAUAUAAUAAAUACCUUUUUAGAUCCACAGAGGUUGGCCUAUUGGGUUUUAUUUAUAUAAUACAUACCUUGUUAGAUCCACAGAGGUUGGUUUAUUGGUUUUAUUUAUUAAGGUUGGGCAUGUUUAAGACAUUUAACCUUUAAGAGGUUUAAAAAAUACUUUGUGCUAAGUUUGUUUCUUCCAAACAUUUAAAUACUAACUCCAGAUAUUAAAAAAUUUUCAUUUUUGAAAGAACAAAAUGUAAACACUUCGAUGAUCGAAGUCUUAAGAUUAAAGUAAUUACAGUGGAACCCUACUAUAACGCGAUGAUCGGGGUCCAUAAAAUCGGAUCGCGUUAAAAGCGGGUUUGCGUUAAUGCGCGGUUUUACAAUAUUUAACUUUUUUCCGAGAACAUAUACGUGUAUACAUGCACAAUGAUCAAAAGUCGGCUUAUCAUCAGAUGAAUAUUAACUGGAAUGCAUUAAUUAAGAUAUAUUCAAAAUAAUCGAUGGCUAAUAUAUUUAUAGGUUAUUACAGCGGAAAUCCCUUCCGUAUUACUAUUUAUAGUUCUACCGGAAGAAAGCCUCGUUUUCGGAAUUAAUUUUGAUACUAGUUUGAACAUGGUGCAUUUAGUGGCUCAUUUUCUACGAUAUUUUGAAAAGUUGUGAUUAUUUCGCUUUAAAAAAUGGCUUUCCAAGCAAUGGAUAAAAUUUUCAAAGAAGUUAGGCCUGAUGGAGAAAUGAAUUUCAAAUUUCGGGAGCCAUGCUACGACCGCGUUAUAUCCGAAUUCGCAUUAUGGCGGGUCGCGUUAUAGUGGGGUUCCACUUGAUUAAAUUCCACCCACUCAUGCAUUAGCUUUGUAAAAAAAUAUAUUAUAAUAGCUCUUAUAAUUAAAAAAAAUUAGGAUCCCCGACUCCAAAUGUAAAAUUUUAAAAUGGUUCUACUAAUGUAUGUUAUUUUGAAAAAAAAAAGCUCAUUUAAGGUAUUUUAAUAGCGAAUGAUAAUGUUUUAUCUGUCCAAUAACUAAAAUUUAUUAGAGAGAUUGUAUGGGCUACUGUAAAAUAAUCAAUUUAAAUUAAAUGUAAUCCUAGAUUUUAAUAAAAAUGAAAUUUAAUACUCAUGAUGUUCAAUUUUGCUAAAUGAUUGUGUGAUGUGUGUUGUAAAAUGUGCUAUGAUUAUUGAUGAGACUUUCAUGUGUUUUAUUUAUUUAUUUAUUAUUUAUUUAGGCAUUUUUAUAUAGCGCUUACCUUAAAGCUCUAAGCCCUUUACAAUUAUUAAAAACAUGUAAACUAACUAAAAUAAAAAUGAGACAUUAGGAUAGUAACUACUAUACUAUAGAAACAAUUAAAAUGGCUAUAAAACGAGGACACUUUGGCACGUUUUGGCAUAUAUUACAGGAUUAACUUGAGGCAGAAAAUGAGGCAGGGCAAGGAGGGUGCAUCACAGGUCAUAGGCGGAUCUAAACAGAUGGGUUUUAAGGGACUUUUUAAAAGUGGACGAGGUUUCACAAUGACGGAUAUGGAAGGGGAGCUGGUUCCAGAACGUGGGCCCAUGGACGUAGAAGGAGCGUUCACCGAUGGUCUUAGUUUUGGUUCUUGUGAUUGAGAGGGUUCUAUUGUCAAUGGAAGAGCGUAGUUGUCUUGUGGGGAUGUAAGGAAGCAACGGUUCAGAGAGAUAGACCAGAUAAGUGAGAUUCAGUGAACGAGUUGAAGCAUAGAUUGGCAGACUUGUACUUGAUUCAUGUUUUGAAUUAAAAUGACUAUUUUUUCUGAAAAUGCUGUUAUAUUGAAUUUCAGAUCUCCAUUUCUAGAAUUCAGUCAACUAGCUGGUUAUGAAUUAUAUGGUGAAGACCAUGUACCAGCUGGUGGUCUUAUAACAGGAAUUGGACGUGUUUCAGGGUAUGUUUGAAUGUGUUUUUUAGAAAGUUUGAAUGUGUUUCAAGGGAUGUUUGAAUAUGUUUAAAGAGAUGUUUGAAUCAGUUUAAAUAAAUGUUUGAAUGUGUUUCAGGGUAUGUUUGAAUGUGUUUUUUUAUGGCAUGUUUGAAUGUGUUAAGUGAUGUUUAAAUGUCUUUAAAGAGAUGUUUGUAUGUGUUUUAAGGGGUGUUUGAAUGUGUAUUAGGGUAUUUUUGAAUAUGUAAUAGGGUAUUCUUGAAUGGUCUGGCCUUAAUGGGAUUGAGACUUGGAUUAUUUAUUGUACAGCCAUUUUGUAAAAUGGAAAUGUUUAUAAUAGAAUAGAAUAUAAUAGAAUUUGGAUCACAAAGUUAUAUUAUUUAUAUUUACAAUAUUCAGUCUUCAGAAGGGAUAAUACUUUUUAUUUGAAUGACAAUAUGUAAUAUAAGACUUGUCAUGUUUUAAAAAGUCAGUGGUGCCAUUUUCAUAAUUCAAAGAUGCAGACUUUAAGAAUUAGGGUCCCAACAUUGUCAUUGUUUUCAGACAAAUUUAUUUAAUUUUGACUUUUGACAUAGCUUUUGAGAUCCAGUUGUAUAUUGGGAGGGGUUCAUUACAGUUUCAUUGGUAAAAUAAAUUUACAAAAAUCGUUUUAAACCUGUGCGCUUCAAAUUCAGUGAUAUUUGCCAAGUCUUAAAACAAGUUAGAAUUCUAAUCUCAUAAAACUUGUUUCAAAAUGCAUUUAUUUUAAUAAAAUUGUCCUCUAAAUCUUACAGAGUAGAAUGUAUCAUCACUGCUAAUGAUCCCACUGUUAAGGGAGGAACUUAUUAUCCCAUAACAGUAAAGAAACACCUUAGGGCUCAAGAAAUCGCAAUGCAGAACCAUUUGCCAUGUAUAUACUUGGGUAAGUUCUAUGAGCUUUUAUUAUAUUUUAAAUUUUGAAGUGUGAUUCUUGUGUAUUUUUUUUAGCUUAAUGUUGAGCCGAGAUUUUCAACCAAAUGUUUAUUAUUUAAUACAUGGUGCAGAUGUCAAUUGGUUAAUUCAAAAUAUUAUUUUUACCUUAUUUUGGAUAAAGUUGUGUUGUAUUAUGAUAAGUAUUUUUUAUUUGCUUUUCUUUUUUUCUUUUUUUUUGUGUAUAUAUAAAAGAGGUUAUUCCUAAACUGAUGUUUAAAAACACAUGAAAUUUAAAGAUUUCUUAAAAUACAAUAUUUUUAACUAUCUAGAUGGGCUUCUUUCAAAAUUAUCAAAUUAUAUUCUUUUAAACUUGUUGAAAUUUUGAUUGAUGCUAAUAAUUUUUUCAGUUGAUUCUGGGGGUGCAAAUCUGCCCAGACAAGACAAUGUCUUCCCAGACAGAGACCACUUUGGUCGUAUAUUUUACAAUCAGGCUAAUAUGUCUGCUAAAGGAAUUCCACAGGUCAGUGACUGUUGAUUGCACAUGGUCUUUUGGGUCAUUUAACAUCACCUGUUAGUUAUCUAACACAUCCCUUAAAAAGUUUGUGUAUAUUUCUCAUGAUAGAUUUAGCUGCUAUGAAGUCUAUUCUUACAAGAACAAUUUUCAUGUCUUAUAGUUAAUGACUUAGGUAAUAUCAUCUUUCUCUUAGUCUUAAUUUAUGAUACAUUAUUAAUCUUGGCAUUUGAUUAGAAAAUACAAAGACUCUGAGAGGGCCUUAGCUUUUUUAUGUUAAGUGUUACAGAUUGUUAAAGGAGCUUUUAAAAGCUGAUGGGUGAUAUUAACCUAUAAAACAUAAAUGAUAAUUUUAUUUGAGUUCCAGGAUUGGGAAAUGACUAAGUCCUAACAUAUUGAUUAAUCAACUGUAAUAAUUUUAGAGACUUGGUUAAGGUUAUUUGUCCAUCAGCUUGUAGCCAUGGUAACAGAGGUUCUAUAACUUAAUCGUCCCAUCUGUCUGGGUUUUUGUUGCAGACCUGGUUACUCUUAUGAUUUCGGCACACAAUGUAUGAUUUUGAGAUGUCUUUUAGUUCUGUCAGAACUACGAAUUUAAGAGACUGGGUUGAAAAGAUAUAUUCCAGUAGUUUUAACGAUUCAUUUAAAAAAAUCAUUUUCAGUUUUUUGUUUUAGCUCCUUUCUACAUCCAAUGCAUUCCCAGUUGCUCCGCACAGCAGCAUUAGAUUUUGACAUAUUUGUAUCAGAUAUAGUAAGUGGCUUUUGAAAUUUGUUUUGAGAAGUCACUAAGCAGCUGUACAAUUUUAAAACCCCAGCAUGGUUCCAGCACUUGUCUUCCCUUCUCCUGAUACAGUUAUUGCGAUUAGUUAUUUUACUAUAAUAUGUUUAUGGGGAAUUAAAUCUCAAAAGACGAGAGAUUGAAAAAUCGGUCAUAAAAUAUAUAUAUAAAUAAUAUUAAAAGGCCAAAAUAAUAAUAAUAAUAAUAAUAAUAAUAAAGUUCAUUUCAAAAACACGCUUCAUCCCCAAAGGCUCGAAGCGCGGUUCAAAGUCAACAAAAAACAUAUCUAUAAUUCACCACAUUUAAAACAAACGCAACACUACAAAAACUAAUUAUAUCAAUAUCAAAGUCUUUCUAGCCAUUUCAACCCGGACCAACACAGCAACACAUGGUAAAUAAGGUAGACAAUCAUCCCAGAAGGUAUUUGCGAAAUAGAUGUGUCUUUAGAUCGGUUUUAAAGGACUCCAGUGUCUGGUUGUUUCUAAGAUCGACAGGAAGGGCGUUCCAAAUUGUUGGACCAGCAAAUGCGAAAGUGCGCUUUCCGUAAGUCUCAAGGCAAACACGUGGUGUCGAGAGUUUGCCACUAUCGGAUGAGCGGAGCUCUCUACUGGGUACAUAAGGCGUCAGCAGCUCUUUCAGAUAGGACGGCGCCAGGUCAUGUAAGCAGCGGUAGCACAAAGUUGCGAUUUUGUACUCUAUGCGAGCACGCACCGGCAGCCAAUGCAACUCUCUCAGAAGUGUUUUUGCAUGGUCGAAUUUGCGUUUGCGGAGAACUAUGCGAGCCGCAUUAUUCUGUGCUAUUUGAAUUUUAUCCAGGAGCGUAGCUGGAAGACCCACCAUGAGAGCAUUGCAAUAGUCCAUGCGUGAUAGCACAAAUGCAGACAUCAGCCUCUUUGUUGUAUCAAUUGUUAGGAAGGGCCUGAUUUGACUAAUCCUGCGCAGCUCCAGAAAAAUCGCCCUGCAUAGCAUGUUAAUAUGACUUUCAAAAGUUAGUCUUCUAUCUAGGUAGACACCCAGGUACCGCACUGUUUGAGCUAACUCAAUACGCACACCUGAGAGAGUAAUGGAUGUCGUGUUAUUUGCAGAUUUCUGCUUCUGAGCGGUCGCAAUGGGGAGCAGCUCAGUCUUAUCAUCAUUUAAUUUGAGCUUGUUAAUGGUCAUCCAGUGCUUUACCGACUCCAUUGUCUUCUGUGUCAUACUGAGCAGCUGAGGGAACUGAGAAGUGAUCACGGAUUGAUGAAGUUGUGUAUCGUCCGCGAACAUGUGAUACAACAUGUCAAACUGCCUGAUCUCUGCACCCAGGGGCUGAAUGUACAUCGUGAAAAGCAUCGGGCCUAGGACCGAGCCCUGGGGUACUCCGAAUUCGAGAUUAGAUUUCUUCGAGGUCAAGCCGUUUGAAAUAACUGACUGGACCCGAUUAGUCAGAUACGAUCGGAACCAACACAGGACGGUAUCAGUGAGACCGAACGUUUGUUGCAGACGCUGGAGCAGUAUGCCGUGGUCGAGCGUAUCGAAAGCUGCCGAUAAAUCGAGUAAAGACAAAAUCGAUACCCGGCCCUCAUCACAAGACGACAGAAGGUUGUUUACGACGCGCAACAGGGCUGUCUCAGUAGAGUGAUGCACCCUGUAUGCUGAUUGGAAUGGUUCAAACAAGUCAAACUGAAUGAGGUGAUCCAGGAGUUGGCGGAGAACGACUUUUUCUAAGAUUUUAGAAAUAAAUGAUAGAUUUACUAGUUUGGAAUGUUAAAUUUCUAUUUGGCAAUAAAAAAAAAAGUUUAUUCUACUAGUUCUUGAAGAAAUCUGGUAGUAACUUGUCCAUUCAUAAAUUUUCCUUUUCGCCACUUACUCAUAUUUUGCCACAAUUCCAGUUCACUGUAACUACACACUAAAACAUUGCUAUGACUAUGGAGUCUGAUUCUGAUUAUAAGCUUGAAAUGGACAAUUAUUCUUACUUAGAGGAAUGUUUUUGAUGAAGAUAGCACUUCAGAUGUGUCUGAUAUCGAGAAUUAUGUAAAUGAUCAUCAUAAUAAUAGUAUACAAGGUUUGUUUACUUUUUUCAUUCAUACUCAACUCACGCAUACUGUGAUACUUUCUUAGCACUAUUAUUAGCCCUAACAUUAGUUUUAUUCAAGUUCCAGUAGUAUAAAAUUCUUAAAUAGAUUAAAUUAUUUAUUUGUUCUAAUUGAAACUAAUUUGUAGUUAUAAAAUUAUUUUAAUAUUAUUACGUUUCAGUUAGCCAAAUGUAAACAAUGCCAUACAAGGCCAAGGCUAUAACACUGUAACAAUCAGCUUUGUUCCCUUUUUAAGGAAAAGUUGAAGUAAAAGUAAUUUAGGCAGAUUGUUGAAUAUUUAGAAAUCUUUUUAUUUAUAUUGUAAUUUUUUUAUUUUAGCUAAACUAAUAUUUUUUUUUGUUCUUAUAUUUUGACGGCAUCUAUGAAGGGCAGAUGUCAAACAUAGUCCAUACAAUGGGUUAUGAUGACAAAAGACUGUGGGACUCUUUGCUGCAUUUAGACCAGAGGUACAAAGCGUUAUUGCUGUCCUGAUAUUAAAACAAGAGAGGAUGUAAGGAGAUUUCAAAAGCAAAUAGACAUUUUCAAUCUCUACUUUACUACAGAUUUGGUUGGUUAUUAGUAAGCAGUGUGCGCAGAACAAUGGACCGCAGAAAUUUUGUGUUUUCAAAAAUUGGUACCAUUAUAACAUCAAUGAAGGGACUUUUAUCUACUAAGUGGAUUUAUUAUGAAAUGGAGGACUUAUCAAGCUCUUAAUUUUACAAUAAAUGUCCAGGAAAUCCUUUUAUGAUGGACAAUGAGCAAGGCCAUUAGUACUAAGGACAUAUUCAAGGCUCUAUUGAGUUUCCUAAAAGUUUCUGAUACUGAAAAUAAAGGAAAAUUGCUGUGCAAAAUUGGGAGACGCUAAUGUAUCUCAAUGCAAAAUACAAUGAACUGUAUCAGCAUCAAGAAAGUGUAGCAAUUAAUGAACAAUUUAGGGAACAAAUGACAUCUUUGAUGAUGAACCCGUUACUGUAAAGCCCGAAAUCUUUACAUCAUGCGCCAUGACAUGACAAUAACAAAAAAUGUAAUUGUGUGUUACCAAAGCAGGGUAAAAUCGUCAGAGCAUAUGUCACAGGCUUUCUUUUUGAUACAUUUGUAUGUUUUAAUAAAUACAGAAAUUGUUUUCAAGAAUUUUAUAUGCAUGGUCUUGGUGAAGGAUUACAUCAUUUGAUCGGUAUCUCGGGAUGCAUAAAAAAUGUUGAUUUAUUCAAAUGUGCUUUUUUUUUCUUAACUUUUCUUCUAAAAUAAUCCUUACUAAUAAUGCUCUAAAGGAUAAUAUGAUGCAGUAUAUGUUUUCCUUUGAAAAAAGAAUUAUUAUUAUUUUUUGGAAAUAAUUUUGACUUUUUGAGAAAUAUUUCCUUGAAUGAUAUGUUGUUUACAAAUAGUCAUAAGUUUUUUAUUUAUGAGUCUAUUCUUUUGAAAUUUGAAUAUGUUUUAUAGUAUUGAAGAGAUUCUAAUCAAAUAUCAAUUUUAUUGAUUUAAUUGGAACACCUUUUUUUUUUCAUUCUUUGUAAAAAUGUGAUGUUAUGUUUUUGUCCACUUAAAAAAAUAUUUCUUUUGCCCAAAAAUAAUAAAACAUCAAAUUUAGCAAGGAUAUUUUGAACAAACACCAAAUAUCAAUUAAAGAGCAUCCAAUUACCUUUAAAAUGAUAUAUAAAACUUGUAGGUAGCUACAAAAUUACAGCCAUGAGACUCAGUGAAGAAUAAGAUAUGUUCAAGGUCAUUAAAAACUUGAAAAAUCUACAGUCGUUUGAGAGUUAAUCAAAUCAGGCUCCUAGGCUUAAUUCUGGGAUGGCCAACCAGCAGCCCCCAUUGUUAAAUAUUGUGGCCAGCAUGAUAUAUGACACAAAUGUGCACAUUUCUUCAUCCAAUUAAAGAUUAUUUUCAUUCACAUUUGAAAAAUAUGUAUAUCACCUGAUGAUUUGAUGCCAUUUUGUUGUACCCACCCAAGCCUACUACCAUGUAGUUCACACAGCUGUAAUAUACCCAAGCCCACUACCAUGAAGGUCUCACAGCCACUACGAACCCAAGCCCACUUCCAUGUAGGUCACACAGCCACUAUAUUACCCAAGCCCACUACCAUGUAUGUCACACAGCAACUAUAUAUCCAAGCCCACUUCCAUGUAGGUCACACAGCCACUAUAUACCCAAGCCCACUUCCAUGUAGAUCACACAGCCACUAUAUACCCAAGCCCACUACCAUGUAGGUCACACAGCCACUAUAUACCCAAGCCCACUACCAUGAAGGUCACACAGCCACUAUAUACCAAAGCCCACUACCAUGAAGGUCACACAGCCACUAUAUACCCAAGCCCACUACCAUGAAGGUCACACAGCCACUAUAUACCCAAGCCCACUACCAUGAAUAUCACACAGGCACUAUAUACCCAAGCCCACUACCAUAAAGGUCACACAGCCACUAUAUACCCAAGCCCACUACCAUGAAGGUCACACAGCCACUAUAAACCCAAGCCCACACCAUAAAGGUCACACAGCCACUAUAUACCCAAGCCCACACCAUAAAGGUCACACAGCCACUAUAUACCCAAGCCCACUACCAUGAAGGUCACACAGCCACUAUAUACCCAAGCCCACUACCAUGAAUAUCACACAGCCACUAUAUACCCAAGCCCACACCAUAAAGGUCACACAGCCACUAUAUACCCAAGCCCACACCAUAAAGGUCACACAGCCACUAUAUACCCAAGCCCACUACCAUGAAGGUCACACAGCCACUAUAUACCCAAGCCCACUGCCAUGAAUAUCACACAGCCACUAUAUACCCAAGCCCACACCAUAAAGGUCACACAGCCACUAUAUACCCAAGCCCACUACCAUGAAGGUCACACAGCCACUAUAUACCCAAGCGCACUACCAUGAAGGUCACAUAUACCCAAGCCCACUACCAUGAAUAUCACACAGCCAGGUUGCUAAACUGUAUGGUAGUAGAAAUAGUGAAGUCAGUUUAAAAUGUUAAAACUGCCUUUCAAUUUAUUUUUUUUUUGGUUUUACUUUCACCUUGUAGGUUGCUGUGGUGUUGGGCAGCUGUACAGCUGGUGGUGCCUAUACGCCAGCCAUGGCUGAUGAGAGCAUCAUAGUGAGGAAACAAGGGACCAUUUUCCUAGCAGGUCCUCCUCUGGUAAAAUAAGUGCUUGACUGAUGGCAGAUAGUUUAGUGCACUUCUGUCCUUUCUUAAUCAUGUCCAUUUCUAAAAUAAUUGUCAAUUAAUGGGAAUUGAGCACUUUAUAAGUAGAGUUUUUAAAAAAAAAUGAUAUACUUUUAGUUGUAUUCAUUAAAAUGUUGGCCAUGUCUAUGUAGAAAAAAAUGCAAAGUUAUACAUGACAAGAAUUAACUAUCAUUUAUGGUGAGGAAAAAAUGUUGAUGGGUUAAUACUGCACUUUGUUAUUCAGGCUAUUGCAUUUACCUUUUAACCUCUGUAUUAUUCAAUUGACAUGAAAUCUAUUGCUGCAGACAGCUAACCAGAUCAGGCCAUUUUGGAUUUGCUUAAAAAAAAAUCAUUUUGAAUAAUUUAGGAUGGUUAUAUUCUUUCUAACAACAUGUCUCUCGAUAAGCACAUAUCUCACAUUUGUCGUUCAGCAUACACCACUAUCCGUCAGAUCAGCUCCAUACGCCACUACCUCACAGUUAGCACUACAAAAACUCUAGGCUGUGCUCUUGUUCUCUCUCGUCUUGACUAUUGCAACUCUCUUCUGUCAGGUUCACCAAAACACUGCAUAGAAAAACUGCAGAAAGUUCAAAACUCAGCUGCUAGGCUAGUUUUAAAGGCAAAAAAAGUGAUCAAGUCACUCCGCUACUCCAUUCCCUUCAUUGGCUACCUAUACAGGCACGCAUUGACUACAAGUUGUCUGUUCUCUGUCACAACUUUUUCUUGGAUUCCUGCCCUUACUAUCUAACCGAACUUCUAUCUGUCUAUUCACCCCUUCGACAGCAUUGCUCCUCUGCAGACACGCGUAGUCUGUCCGUUCCCAAGACACACACUAAAACAUAUGGUGAACGAUCUUUCUCUUUCUGCGCCCCCAAACAAUGGAAUUCUUUGCCACUAAACAUACGCAAUAUACCAACCACCCAGGCCUUCAAAACUGCACUAAAAACAUAUCUUUUUAAAUUAUACUACCCUGACUGAUUCCCCUCCUCUGACCGAUAAACGAUCUUGCUGGCUGCUGUCCAUGGUUUGUAUUGUACAAGUUAUGUGGUGGGGUGGGUGAAUAUACAUUGCUGUUCUUUCUUUCAUAAAAAUAUUUUAUUUUAAUGUCAUGAUCAUGUCUCUUUCGAUAAAAUUUUUAUGUGUAGCGCGGUGAGCCCAGCCCUAGGCUGGGGUACCGCGCUAUAUAAGACGUCUUAUUAUUAUUAUUAUUAAGCUUUCAAAAUAGUUUUACAUAAUAAAGAAGUAAGCGUUUCGGCACAUGCCUUCAUCAGUAUAACAACAAAACAUUUAAAUAAGUAUAAAUUAAAUCUACAUAAUAUAUAUAUAUAUAUAUAUAUAUAUAUAUAUAUAUUAUAUAUAUAUAUAUAUUAUCUAAAAAAGAUAAAAAAAGGAGUGGGCGCAAAAAAGAGACAAAAACAAAAAAAAGAAGAAAAAAAAGAAUGUUAUUUGAAGUAGAAUAUAAAAAAUGUUAAUACAAUUAGAAAUAAUGAUGCCAAUAAAUAAUGCGAAAUAAACACAUAUAAGUAGGAGCACACAAAUACACAAAGAAUAAAACACGCCUCGUAAUGUUAAGAGAAUCUAUAAGAAAAUCUCCGUCCUCGUCCGUGCCUGUCAAUCCCUUAUAUAGGUGGGUCUACCGACGCCCAAGCCCUGCCUUCGAGAAAUUUCUAGAAAAAUCAAAAUCAUUCUACAAAAUACUAUUUGGAACAGAUUAAUUAUUUUUAUUCGUUGGCGGCGUAAACAAGAAAUACAUCAAAGACCUAAGCCACACCCCUUUGUGAACACAGCGUCUCAUGCGGGGUCAAUCAGAGGGCACGCACGAGAAAUAUUAUGUAAACAAGCUCUCUAUAACACUCUUUUGAUAAAAUUUUUAUGUACAGCGUGGUGAGCCCAGCACUAGGCUGGGGUACCGCGCUAUAUAAGAGUCUUAUUAUUAUUAUUCUUAUUCUGUCUCCCCUGGUCAUGUGGCUAGCCAUGCUAUGUCAGCUAUGACUAAAAGUAACACUCAAAGCCCAUAUGGUUACUUGUGCUAACACUUGACCUAUGCCUCACAUCUUCAGGUGAAAGCGGCCACUGGUGAAGAAGUUUCAGCUGAAGAUUUGGGUGGUGCUGACUUGCAUUGUGGGCAAGUAUACAUAUUUAUAUUCUUUAUAAACUAUUUAUUUUUCAGGGACAAUAGUAGCAUCUUCCAAUUUCUUUUAACUUCAUGGAAUACAAGUCUUUUAUUGAAAUAGUUUUUAGACUUUUUCUAAUUUAUUUCACCUCUAGUAUUCAAAUUAGUUUGGCCGAACACUUUUAAUGUAGUUACAGUAAUAGGAAAACAUCUUACUCAAAUUUCAAUGCAUUUUGAGAAAUGAUUAAUCUAAAAAAAAUCUCAAUAAAGCUAUUUCUAAAUUAUUGAUGUGCUGACCCAUUUAGUCUAGUUAAGUUAAUCUAUUUCAUACCAUUAUAUGGCUAGUUUUUUUAAAUGAAUGUCUUAGAAAACUUUUAUAUUGCUUAACUCAUGAGGUCAUGAGAAGUUCCUAGGAUCCAAAACUUUUCCUUUUUGUGUACAUUCUAAGUUUCAUGGCGUUUAGGGGUUAACUUUAAUUUAUGUAUGAAUAUAUUUUAUUCUUCAGAGAAUCUGGCGUGACAGACCAUUAUGCCCAAGAUGAAGUUCAUGCAUUGCAUUUGGCCAGGAGAGUUAUAAAGAAUAUCAACUAUACAAAAAACCCAGGGGUAGGUGUUAAUAAAUUUAAAAAAAAUAAGCAAAUUUUUAUAGGUAUCUGAUUAUAGUUUUUUUUCGGGGUGAGGGGGAGGAAUUUUGUUGAUUUGAAAUAUUUCAUUUUAGAAUGUUCAUUUACUCAAGCUUUUUUGACAAUCCCAGGUCACAAUCACAAAACCAGAAGAGCCUUUGUUUCCAGUCCAUGAACUGUAUGGUAUUGUGGGAGAUAAUUUUAAAAAAACAUUUGAUGUCAGAGAGGUAUGUUCUUAGUCUUAGUCUUCAGCUGGUCCAGUUAAACCUGGCUUUUUUAUUGAAAUAAAAUCAUAUCUAUUGAGGGUCAUAAUCUUUCGGUCGUUGAUCAUUUCAUAUACCUGGGAUCCAAUAUUUCUAGUUCUCUCUUCGUUGAUGAAGAGAUAAAUAUCAGGAUUGCAAAAGAAGCAGCAACUAUGGCUAAACUGAAUAAGCGGGUGUGGAAUAAUCUCAAUCUAAUUGAUAAAACAAAAAUAAGUGUCUAUCAGGCAUACGUGCUUAGCACCCUCCUAUAUGGUAGCGAAGUGUGGACCACAUAUACCAGUCAGGAGCGGAAACUUAACAGCUUCCAUCAAAGAUGUCUGUAUCGCAUUUUAGGUAUUCGUUGGCAGGACAGGGUGCCUAACAUAGAGGUUUUGGAACAUGCACACAUGUUUAGCAGAUUCUCCUUUCUUAUCAAGAGGCGCCUUCGCUGGUUAGGUCAUGUACAGAGAAUGGAGGAAGGACGCAUCCCAAAGAUACUGCUGUAUGGAGAGUUGGCAGAAGGGACAAGACAUAUUGGACGACGGCGCCUGAGAUUUAUUGACGUUUGCAAACAAAGCAUGAGGGAAGCCAAUGUUGAAACAAACGAAUGGGGGUUCAUUGCCGAACAUCGCUCCAACUGGCGAACAGCAGUGUUUGAAGGAGUAAAAAAGGCAGAAGAUACUCGAAACGAGGCCCUUGAAUCAAAAAGAACAAUUCGGAAAUCAAGAUCUUACCAGGAUUCAAUACUCUCCUGCGAGAGAUGUGGCCGUGAUUGCCAUUCUAGGAUUGGCCUAGUUAGCCGCUUGUCAAAGCGUAGAACUAUAUAGCUACUCCAUCGUCUCACGAAGACGGAAGGAGGCCAUAUAUGGAUAUUUCCUAACAGUGACAGUUGCAUGGACUAACCACCCAACUGUUGUUAUUUUAAAAAAUCUUUUACAUUAACUACCUUGGAUUUAACAUACACACUUUAUGAUUGUAAUGAGUUAAUUUGUUCAGAUCAGCUGUUGCUUUAAUUGAACUCUACUGUCUGUCACAUUGUUAAAUGGCAUCAUCAAAGAACUUCAAGUGCAUUUUAUCCAAUUUAUGACCAGGUCAUAGCAAGAAUUGUUGAUGGGAGUGUAUUUGAUGAGUUCAAGACAAAGUAUGGGGAAACAUUGGUCACAGGUAGUCUGUAUUUGUUUAUCAAAUGUUCAUUGUUAAGUUAUAGAAGCCAGAAUGAUCGACACAUUGAUAGUGGGCCCUUGAAAUAUAGGACAUAUAUAAGACAUGACAUUUUCUAAAUUAUAUGAAGCCUUAUGCCAUCAUAUUUAUUAACAAAUAAUAAAAAAUUCCUGAGUUUCCUGAUUAAUUUUGAAUAGACGUCUUCAGAUUAACUUCAUCAUCUUUAGUGGCUAUCCAUUUAUCCCUAGGUUUUGCCAGAUUAUGGGGAUAUCCUGUGGGAAUCAUCGGCAACAAUGGCGUCCUCUUUUCUGAAUCUGCUCUUAAGGUGAAACAUUUGUAUUUUCAGCCUUAUUAUAAAUUAACCAUAGAUCAGUGACAUGAUUAAUGUAUCUGUAACAUCCUGACAUUUGGUUGGUGUUGAUCAUAGAGUAAUACUAAACCAAGAAAUCAGAAUUCACAUGGCCGAUUAAUACAGAUGAUGAACUGUAGAAAAGACAGGACUGUUUGGUCAGCCAUUUUGGCAAGCAUGUAAAAUUAGGCAGGGAUCUUAGAAUAUUCAAAGAGAGAGGUUGUAUGAAUCAAUUGUUUUUUUAUUCAGUGGAUUAUUACUGUUUAUUUCACUUUCACAUUUAUUCUGUGUUGAUUGGAGCUGUCAUUAUUACAACUAUUCAAAUAUUAUAUUUCAAGUAAUAAAGUGAUGUAAGUCUAUUCUUCAUCUUGACAUUUUGAUUUGAACAAGUGGUGCUGCAGGCAACACUAAUUUGUAACCAAUGUGAGAGAGAAAAGUUCCAUGUAUGGCAGAGCUUCCAUUGGUUACAGGAUCUUUGUCAGUGAUUGUGACAGAGAUGGCACUUGUGUAUUGAGUAGUGUUUGCUUGGAGUCAUUUGAUGGCACUUGUGUAUUGAGUAGUGUUUGCUUGGAGUCAUUUGAUGGCACUUGUGUAUUGAGUAGUGUUUGCUUGGAGUCAUUUGAUGGCACUUGUGUAUUGAGUAGUGUUUGCUUGGAGUCAUUUGAUGGCACUUGUGUAUUGAGUAGUGUUUGCUUGGAGUCAUUUGAUGGCACUUGUGUAUUGAGUAGUGUUUGCUUGGAGUCAUUUGAUGGCACUUGUGUAUUGAGUAGUGUUUGCUUGGAGUCAUUUGAUGGCACUUGUGUAUUGAGUAGUGUUUGCUUGGAGUCAUUUGAUGGCACUUGUGUAUUGAGUAGUGUUUGCUUGGAGUCAUUUGAUGGCACUUGUGUAUUGUGUAGUGUUUGCUUGGAGUCAUUUGAUGGCACUUGUGUAUUGUGUAGUGUUUGCUUGGAGUCAUUUGAUGGCACUUGUGUAUUGUGUAGUGUUUGCUUGGAGUCAUUUGAUGGCACUUGUGUAUUGUGUAGUGUUUGCUUGGAGUCAUCAAUUCUGAAAUUAUACAUCAAUCACAGUUAAUCAAGUAGUGUUCAAUAAACUCCUAUCUAGCUACAAACCUGUUAACGUUGGUUGUAUUAUUAACUGUUGAUAUUAGCUAUACUGUUCGUGGGAUCAAGUGAGAGACUUGGCCAGACAAGUAGACACUCAUUGCCAUGAGUGGAUAAUUACAACACAACAGGUUCAACGGUUCGACACCAACCAAGAGCCAAAAUUAAGAAAGUGGAGAUAAAUCUAGCCAAUUUUUUCUUCUUUGUUUUAUUUGUUAAAUGUAAUUUUCCUCAGAGCUGCAUCCAUGAAAUUAAGAGCGGUUUCUGUACAAUAAUCAUGAGCUAUUUUCUCUAGUUAUUAUUAGUAAAUUAUUUCUUUCAUUCUCAAAAUUGGCAGGGCACCCACUUCAUUGAGUUGUGUUGUCAAAGAAAUAUUCCCAUAAUUUUCCUUCAAAACAUUACAGGUAAGGAUGUAUAAAAUUGGUUUACUAAGCAAUAUAUCCUCAAGUAAUGCUAAAAAAGAGUUGAAAUACAAUGUAACCCAGAGUCAAGUAUCAAAUUGUACAAUUAAGAUAUAAUUUUAUUACUUUUUUUUUUAUUGAUGUAAAGUUGAAUUUGUUUAGGUUUAUGAAUGUUUAGAUCCAAUAAGUUUGUGCAAGUGAAUAAAUGAGAGUCUAUGCUGAUGUUUUCUAAUAUAGUGAAACUUAGCUGGCUGAUAUUUUAGUCCAAGGAAAAUUAGCUUUAACUUAAAAAGUUUGUUUCUUCACUGCAGGUUUCAUGGUGGGGCGCGAGGCAGAAGCUGGGGGUAUCGCCAAACAUGGAGCCAAGAUGGUGACAGCUGUCUCCUGUGCAAAGGUUCCCAAGAUAACCGUCAUAAUUGGAGGUUCAUACGGCGCAGGGAACUAUGGCAUGUGUGGUCGCUCAUACUCGUAAGUUGUAAGAGCAACAGAUCAUUUAUAUUUGUACAUGGCUGAAAACGUGGUUACUCCAAUUCAUUGAAUGGGUGCUGGAUACAUGGUUACUCCAAUUCAUUGAAUGGGUGCUGAAUACAUGGUUACUUAAAAACUUGAAGUGUUGGUAGAAAAAAUGUAGUGACAGAAGUGCUCUUCAUCUAUCUUAUUUCUAUUUCUUGAAGGCUUUUUGCCAAAGCUUUCUCUUUUAAUUGUCCUGCUCUUUCAUUUCAAGCAUCAACAUACCUAGUCACACUAUUUCUUGAUAGUAAUUUCUUAUCUUACCCCUCGAACUGUGGUCGGCCGACAAAAUCGGCUGAUAUUCUCGUUCUGUGCUGUGGCGGCCGAAAAAAUCGACUGAUUAAAAACACGGUCCGAUAGCAACUUCCAAUCCAAUAUUAACCGGAAUUAUAGCCACUUCCUUUUAUUAAUAAUUAAAUCAUCUUCUGGGUCAAGCUGUUUCUUGAUAACUUAAAAAUAAGUACUUUUUAACUGGACUUUUAUAUUACUUUUUUAUUUUAAAGCUAACAUGGUUGAAGCUAUGUCUGGGCCUUCAGGGCAAGAACUAAUAGAAAUAUGUUUGAAAGCUUUUUAGGAGAGGUUUUAAGUGAUACUGAUGAUGAUUUUAACAUUCCCCAUGACGAUAUUAGUUGAGAUUAUUCUUCUCUUGAAUCUUAUACUGGUCUUAGUGAUACUGAAGUAGGCCUACUGAGGUCUUAAACUCCGAGUCAGGUCCGGAGUUUGGGAAAGAACUGACUGAUUUUAGUAACAGAAGCCACAGAUUAUAGAUCAGAACGGAUACAUUUUAUUGUUAAACAACCCAAAUCAGUUCCUUUUUAAUGUUUACUAGUCAAUAAUAACUAUUUUGCCUGAGAUUUUGGAUUUUGUACUUGGUUUUAGCUGUGGUCCCAGUUUCUUAUAUAAAUAACCUUAAAUUACUAAAAUUGCUUUAAGAGGUUAAUUGUAAUCAAAACCUCAGCGAACUAUACAUUUUCUUAAAGAUAAAUGAAUUGGCUACAAUAUUUUGAUUUGUGUUGUAAGUUUAUCUUUAAAAAUUAAUAUUACCAGCACUUGAUAGCAAGUCAUUUUGUCGAUUUUUUUUUUUCUUGAGCACUCCAAGGUCAAGGACACCAAGAGCAAAAUUUUUUUACUGGGUGGGCCAUAUGGCCAAUUUAAUCCCCAUCCAUUUACCUUUCCAAAAAUAUGUACUUAUUGGGGUCUUGUAUCAAUAUUUAUAUUUCAUUAAAUGCAAUUUCAAAAGGCACUCAAAAAGCUCUGAAAAGCUCCACACUACAGAAUGAUGCAUGCCACAGUUUGAGAGUUAAUUUGUUUAACACAUUCAGAAAUCAACAGCAUCGACAAUAUAAAUGAAACUCUUAUGUUAAAAUGUAUAAAAACGCAAAACAUCUUUUAAUCCACCAACUUCUACACUUAAAAGAAGUCUUAUAAUUUAAGGGUCAUGAUGACCCUGGACUUUGGAUUGCAAAAAGAAAAAAAGUUACCUUUUGAAUCCUUACAUUCCAAGCACUACUUAUAUGUAAAUGACUUUACAGAUUCCCGUUAUUAGCUCGGAAAAGUUUUUGACUUGAUACAAAUCUGGGUUGCACCAAGUUUCACCAUGUAAAAGAUGACUGAAUCUGUUUUAUAUUUCAAUGAUAGUCCAUUUAUUGUAAGAUCCCUUAAAGGAUUUUCAUCUAAUUUUAACAAAAAAUCUGUUUCAGUCCCAACUUCCUGUACAUGUGGCCCAAUGCCAGGAUCUCUGUGAUGGGAGGCGAGCAGGCAGCCAAUGUCAUGGCUCAGAUCAGCCGGGAACAAAGGCAACGAGAGGGGAAGCCUGUGAGUUGGGUUCUGUUGUGCAUUUCGUAAGCUCACCAAAGGAAUCACUCUCAGAGUUUAAAUGGUCACACCUGAUACCCAUGUUUGUGUGGGGAGGAUUAAAAUGUGUAACAAUAUGUCUCAUUUAAUGGGACUUUAGAAAAAUGAUCACAUAAUUGUCUCUGUGUUUUUGACUGUUAUAAUUUGUUACCGCUUUACAUUUUUGAUAUUUUGAAAGAAAAGUCAUCUUGGGGCAAAGAGAAAGAUGUUUUACUAUUUUAACACAAAUAUUUCAAAUGUUGAAAAAAAAAGAAAAUAAAUAGUGGCCAAAGAAAAGUUUAGGCUUGACCAAAAAAGGCAGGACAGUUUCAGGCAGGACAGUUUCAGGCAGGACAGUUUCAGGCAGGACAGUUUCAGGCAGGACAGUUUCAGGCUGGACAGUUUCAGGCAGGACAGUUUCAGGCUGGACAGUUUCAGGCAGGACAGUUUCAGGCAGGACAGUUUCAGGCAGGACAGUUUCAGGCAGGAAAGUUUCAGGCAGGACAGUUUCAGGCAGGACAGUUUCAGGCAGGACAGUUUCAGGCAGGACAGUUUCAGGCAGGACAGUUUCAGGCAGGACAGUUUCAGGCAGGACAGUUUCAGGCAGGACAGUUUCGGGCUGGACAGUUUCAGGCUGGACAGUUUCAGGCUGGACAGUUUCAGGCAGGACAGUUUCAGGCAGGACAGUUUCAGGCAGGACAGUUUCAGGCAGGACAGUUUCAGGCAGGACAGUUUCAGGCAGGACAGUUUCAGGCAGGACAGUUUCAGGCAGGAAAGUUUCAGGCUGGACAGUUUCAGGCUGGACAGUUUCAGGCAGGACAGUUUCAGGCAGGACAGUUUCAGGGUGGGUGCCUUCUUCAGCAGACAAUACAAAGACAAACAACAGAUCACUUCAGCAGACAAUACAAAGACAAACAACAGAUCACUUCAGCAGACAAUACAAAGACAAACAACAGAUCUCUUCAGCAGACAAUACAAAGACAAACAACAGCAGACAAUACAAAGACAAACAACAGAUAACUUCAGCAGACAAUACAAAGACAAACAACAGAUAACUUCAGCAGACAAUACAAAGACAAACAACAGAUAACUUCAGCAGACAUUGCAAACAACAGAUAAAUUUAAGUAAAAAAUAAAAAUAGUGUUUUUGAAGAUCUCACCAAUGUCAGUGUAGGUCAGAGUUCAGAAUAUGAUUUAAUUUAUCUGUUAUUUAUUAUUGUAUUGUCUGCUGAAGAAGGCAUCCUGCCAAAAUGUCUGCUUAAAUUUCCUGUCUUUUUUUCAAGCUUAAAAUGUUUUUUUCAACUAUUUAUUUACUUCACCCAGCUUGAACGCAGUCCCCGCUUAUAUUAAAAUAGAAGUAAAUUUGUGAAUGCUGAUGCAUCAGAAUCUUUUUAGUUAUCUUAUGUAGUGUGUGGCAAGGCUAAGUAUCUAAUCAUUUAGUACAUUGAAGUUUUGUUGGAAUUUUUACAAUUCUGCCUGUUGUAUGUACAGAUUUGUUGUUCUUUAUAACAUAUAUAUAUAUUUAUAUCAUAAACAUUAAAUGUGUUUUUAAUUUUGUGGUGACUCGGAAAAACAACAAGUUGUUAUAUCCACUGGAUUAUCAUCACCAACUAAUUAGGUUUUAAUAUCCACUGGAUUACCAUCACCAACUAAUUAAGUUGUAAUAUCCACUGCAUUGUCACCAACUAAUUAAGUUGUAAUAUCCACUGAUGAUCAUCAACAAUUAUUGUUUUCCAGUGGACUGAAGAAAUGGAAGCUAAAUUAAAGGCCCCAAUUUUGGCAAAAUAUGAACUUGAAGGAAGUCCUUACUAUGCAAGUGCCAGGUAUGUUGCAGAACACGAAAAGAAUGUGGAACAAUUAGCUCACCAGUGGCAAUGAAUACAUAUUACAUCCUAUAAAUUAAAGGAUAAAAAAUUUGGAAAUGUUGAAUUAUUCCUCUUCUUGUAAGAGUGUUGGGACUGUGGUUAAGCUAUAAAAGGAGAUUAAUUAUAAAAACAAUUUGUGUGAAUAAAACAACAUAUGUCCAGCUUCAGCUUGAAUGAUGAUUAUACAAAAUACAAAUGUAGAUGUUUAGGCAAAUGCCUUCAUCCAUCAGUACAAAAAACCAAACAUUUGUAAAAGUAUAAAUUAAAUUUACAUCAGGGUGGAUGGGACUCGUUCACCUUGGAUGGCAACUCAUCUAAGAGAAGGGAACUCUGAAAUCAAACCCGGAGAUGGAUUCCCAAAAGGCGGAUAACAUUGAUACAAUGAAACAUUCCGACAACUCCUGCGACGUCACUGGUGCCAAGCUGUAUCAUCCAAUGAUGUUCCCUUGGGUUAUCCAGCGGCGUGGAGAGAGGCGAUUCGCUGUUGGGAACCAGCUUAUAAUCCUUGAAGAAUAAUCCCAGCCCAUGUGGAUUUCGUCCUAAGAAGCCCACUCCAUCAUCACAUUGUGACGGACGGAUGCCAGCAAAAAAAAAAAAAUAAUAUAUACACAUGUAUCCUACCUAAAAAAAAAAGAAAUGAAUAAGAGGAGAGACAGAUUGUUGCCUUGGAGAUCGUUUUAGAGAACACCUCUAUAACAUAAAUAAACAAGCCAUUUGCCCAGUUUCCAAACAUUUCAAUAGUACUAACCAUAAUGGAAUUUUAGACAUUGCAGUUGCUGAUAUAUUAUAUACAAGUAGAACCCAGGAAAUAAUUUUUAUGGAAAAAAAUUAGUAACAAGAUUUGGCACGUUGACUCCAUACGGUAUAAAGCAAAAUCCACAAUUUUACGUAUCUGCCAGGUCUUUUCCCUGUUUGAUUUUUAAAUUUUACUUUCACUCACACCCUUUCCAUUCUUCUGAACUUUGUUUUUGUGUGGGUUUUGUGCCCACUCUUAUUCUAUUCUCUCUUUUUUAGGUAGGAUACAUUCAUAUAUAUAUUAUGUAAAUUUAAUUUAUACUUUGGUUUGGUUUUGGUUUUUUGUACUGCUGAAGGCAUUUGCCAAUGUGUCUAUGUUGGCAUUUUAUAUAAUCAUCAUUCAAGCUCAACACAUGAUGUUUUAUUCAAACAAAUUGUUUGUGUCUACUUUCCUUGUGAGGAUGGUUUGCUUAGAUCAUUUUUACAGCUGGAUUUUGGAAUUGGUUAACUCUUUAUGGUCCAACUCUAGAGAAAUCAGGAGAGGGCAGGAGCUUACCUUUUUUUUUUUUAUUAUUUAUUUUUUAUUUAGUUAAAUAAAAAUUAGUAAUAUAGUAAAAUGGUUUUAAUUUAUAAUAAUUAAGGUUUUAAAUAUAGAGAAAUCAGGAGAGGGCAGGAGCUUACCUUUUUUUUUUUUUAUUAUUUAUUUUUUAUUUAGUUAAAUAAAAAUUAGUAAUAUAGUAAAAUGGUUUUAAUUUAUAAUAAUUAAGGUUUUAAAUAUAAUUAUCAUUGUUUUUUUUUUUAAAUUAAUUUUAUAUAAACGCGACUGAGAUGAGUGUACGUCGUCUAUUUUAUUUUCUUGCCGAGAACCGAUUCGAGCUAGCUGCUUCGAAAAAAAUUAUUUAAAUUACAAAAACGACUUAGAAAACAAUGAAAUUAACUUAGAUGAAUCCUUAAGUGACUCUUCUGACAUUUGGGGAUACAGAGGAAUAUGAAAGAACAUCAGAUGAAGACGUUGAUGUUUCUUUUCCUACACAAGUACAGUUUCAAACAAUGUAAGUCUAGCUAUCCACUCGAUUACACAACUAAAAUUAACAUUUCUAAAUAAUCUUAGACAGCAAAAUAUAUUUUGCAAUUUAAUAAUAGUAUCGUAGUAAUCCUAGUUAUAGCCUUACAAUUUAGUAAUGAUAAUUUUAUUUUCCAAUCCUAUUUUGGCUUUAAAAAUUAAAAAUACAAUUUUUUGUUUACAUAAUCAGCUGAUCAAACAGCUGAUUUUAGAAUUCAUUGUUGUAGUUUUGUUUUUUUGUGUUUUGCCUAACUCUAACGAGUAAAUAAUGGAAGAUACUAACCCUCUUAGGACGAAGCCUUUUUGGGGUGUAUGUGCCAAAAAGUCAUAGCAUUUUUACGAGCUCGGCACUCGCAUUGCAAAAAAAUUUUUAUAAAAAAUAAACAAUAUCCUUAAUAUACGUAUAACUAUAUAUAUUCUUGUAGGAAAUUGAAUGAGCUAUUACAAUCUUUAUGAAUCAAACUCAAAUAUCAACAUUUAUGCAAAUGAGCUACCCUGAUUUGCAUAAUUUAUGCUUGUAAUUUUUUGUUAAACCUAGAAUAAACAUGACUGACUUGUAUCAAUUGUGUGAAUUUUUUGAUGGAUGAAGCCUGCAUAAGUCCUUACACUUAUGUUUUUGGGAAACAAGGCCUAUGGAGGCCCUUCAGAUACAUCUGGCACAAGGCUCUACUCCUUCCCCCCCCCCCCCCCCCCCUUUCUAGUUUUCAGUUGUUACAGACACACUGUAACUGAAUGUUACUGAGAAAGUUGUCUGCAUAUCUAUUGGUCUCUCUCUUGAAUAUUUGAGUGAUAUUUAGUGUAAAAAAUAGCAUAAAGUUCUCCAAUGGGGGGCUUUUGCCUUAUUUAUAGGACCUAUAUUGUCUAAAAAUUCAUCCCUGCCCAGUUGAGGACCCCUAAUACUAGUAAUACUAAACCAAAAGUUCACAAGAUUAGCAUUACCCUCAAAGUAUUCAUUAAUUUCCUGGUUGUUUUCAUCAGUUUCAGUGUCAGAGUCACUGCUAGAAUAUCAAAAUCACUAAGCACAGUUUGAUCAGAUUCACUGCUAGAAUAUCAAAAUUACUAAGCACAGUUUGAUCAGAGUAACUGUCAGACAUGUUCGAAUUUCACGAUAUAACUAUACACACACACAAAAAAAUUCCUGCACACAAAUAAAUCUAGUUCACCAUCAACCAACGCCGCCAUUACAAUGCCGGAAUGUGCAGGAAUACGUAAGAAUAAAUUUGAUUUGCUUGUACAACGCCAAGCCAGCCAAUCUCGAGGCUCGAUUCAUCGGGCCGAUGGUUUGGACUUUAGUCUUUCUCUCUAGUCCACCUUGGGCCGACGGCCCUUACGCCCCAAGAGGGCUAAUUUUAUCUUUUUAAAAUAUUUUAUUUGGUAGUUUAUUGCAUAUAGCCUUAUAUUUAAAAAAAAAUUUUCUCUAAUCAUUGCAGAUAAUACAUUGCCAAUUGACUUGGAAAAAACAUAUGAAGAUAUUGACCAGGGACCCCUCAAGCCAUACCUAAAUUUAUCCCUAAAAGAAAGCCUGGUCUCAGGCCUCUGGUCUCUAAGGAUUCUGAAAAGCAGACAAAUAGUAAUGAGAUGCAAAAACUAAAAACUGCAGGUAAGGACUAUUUGAUAUUAUAGUUGCAGUACUAAUGAGAGAUAGGCAUAGGCCUAAGAUUUACAUUUUAUGCUUGAUCAUUAUUUAAAAAAAAAAAUCACUUUUCUUAUAAUGUAAUAAGAUAUUUUUGCAUUAUAUAAUAAUUUAUAUUAUUACAGCUGUUAUAAUAUUGUUAUAUCUGUGUUAUAUCAAUAAAUCCUGCUUUCAUGUCAUGGUAACCUGAAAUUUACAAAUAAACUAAAAACUGUCCACAUGAAAUUUCUUUACCCUUUUUCUGUCAGGAUAUCAUGUUGAAAAUCUGUGACUACCGGUACACCAAUACUACACCAAUGGUACACCAAUGCUUAUGCCAAGCACAUGAGAGAAAAAAAAGAAGUACCUCUACACUAAUUGGAUGAUAAUAACACCUACAGGACACUUUAUUUAUUUUUCUUUUGAGCCUAAUUCCAUGAUGUUUCUGUCUCAAAAAUAAAUUGUAUCAGUGGGCAUCAGACUGUGAUAGUCAUUAAAUGUUUGAAAUGUGAUCAACAUUUCUAUCUAAUAGAAAUAAUGGUUGAUUGUUAGAACAUUGCCUAAGCCUAGAAGACUCUUACACUGUUUUUUUAAUUUGUUUAGGCCUGAUUUAUUCAUGUAAGCCCUAGCUUUUUUAUCAUUAUUUUUCUAUUUUUUUUAUUAUCUAUUAAAAUUGAUAAAACAUAAUUAAUACAAUUGUUUGUUAUAAUACAUAUUUUUAAUGCAUUUGUAUUAAAUAUAAACUUUUAAAUUUAAAAAAAAUAGGUUUUAAACUUUGCAUAAUUUUGCAUAAUAAGGUCUUAUGUCAAAAUUUAACCCAAAAAAACACGCAUGUUUCACAGAAUAAUUUGUAAAAUUCUUUUUUUGGGCUUUUGUAUAUUUGAUUGCGGAAUUAAAAAAACAAUAAAUUUUUAACUAUUUCUUCUAUUUGUUUUUUUUCCCUUCUUACAGUAUGUUGUUUGUGUAAAAAAAUGUUGUUAAAUGUGAAAUCUUUUUCUCACUUCUAUCAUGAUUGAAAGAAAACACCCAAUCAUUUUCAAGUACAAUUUAUAAAAUAUGAAUCUCCAUUCUUCAUUUCUAAACAAUUGAAUAUAUAACAUGAUGGGCAUUAAUUAGCUGCUCUUUUUAUGGUAUUCCAUUAUGUGAGAUGACAUUAAAAAACAAAUUGGUUUAAAAAGAACAAUAAACCCAUCAACUGCAAAGAGUUAAUUGAGCGUUUCGGUUUUCAUCUUAAUAUUAAAGUAAAGAAAAUCAAUUGAUCUUAAAGUUAUUUAAGAAAUUCUUUUGACCUGGUACUAACACUUUACCACGAACUAACCAAUAUGGGGAUUAUAUUAAGGGGGAUUUGUUUGUCUUCAUUCAAAUGUCUGUUUAGAGACAUCUCCAGGGGUUGAUAAGGUUCAGCCCUAAGGAGCUCCUGUAAGAGAAAUCUAAAGCCAAAUAAUCACUAAGUGCUUUUCUCGAUCCGCAGGCUGUGGGACGAUGGAGUCAUUGACCCUGUGGAUACCAGAAGCGUCCUAGGACUGUCCCUAAGUGCCGCACUCAACAAACCAGCAGAGAAGACCAGGUUCGGUGUUUUCAGAAUGUAAGCAAACAGGGCUGUGACUGUGACAGACCCCAGGGUGUUCAGUAAACCGAAAUGACAAAGGUUCGGAGAUGGCUCGCAAUAAAAUGGCUCUAAUGCUUCAUCACACUCUGCUAAAAAUAUCUUUUCUGAGUGUCCCCACACUGACUGGACCCAGCGGCUGGCUGUGAUUAAUAACCUCAAGUAAAAUGUGUUAUUGCUAUGUUGAAGAAUUAUUUUGUAGAUUUAUCAUUAAUGUAUUGAUAUGUAAUGAAAGUGCAUGAUUCAAUGAUUUUAUUUCUUUUAAAAUAUGCAGCGUAGUGAGCACAAAGUCAACAUGCAUUGUAGAGGAAACAAAAGUUCUGAGAUAUUUUGUUUAAUCCGUAGGAUGAUACAGUUCCUAUUAAGCCAUUCCAAGACCUGGUUUAUAAACCUUACAAAAUGUUCGUUUUAACAAAAGAUUACACUUUAAGCAUGUCUCAGGUUCCAUUGACAUUGAAAUGAGAUGAUAUGGCCGUGCUGCCGUCUGGUCAACAUUUAUAUGGUAAGCUAAGUUAUCAAUACCAUGUAUCAAAGUUUUUGGAUUUAACAGACUAGUGUCAUAAUAUCCUGGUAAAUAUAUGACUAUGACCACUGUAAUUGUAUAGACCACUGUAAUCAUUGUACAGACCACUGUAAUCAUUGUGUAUAUAUCAAGUUUGUACUGAAUUUAUCACCUAAAGGACUUUUGCAUCCUUGGCCAGAUGUCCAUUUGUAAUACAUUAUAUUCAAAUCAUUCUACAGUCGAGGCAUAAAGUCUUGCAUGACUGAGUUUGAGAAAACUGCUGCCAGGAGCUUUCUAGUUUUGUUUUUUGGCAGAGAGUAUUAUGUUUCUGUCAUAGGGUGGUAGAUAUGCCACAACAUACAGGACACUAAUCUGUAAUGGUGAUGUUUCUGUCAUAGGGUGGUAGAUGUGCCACAACAUACAGGACACUAAUCUGUAAUGGUGAAGUUUCUGUCAUAGGGUGGUAGAUAUGCCACAACAUACAGGACACUAAUCUGUAAUGGUGGUGUUUCUGUCAUAGGGUGGUAGAUAUGCCACAACAUACAGGACACUAAUCUGUAAUGGUGAU